UUCUCUCUUUAUGAUUCAUCUUUCUUCCAUGAUUUUUUUUAAUUUUAAAAGUUUACUACUUUUUAGGCAACAACUUCUCAAUGCAUUUAUAAAACAAUUAACAAUUUAUUUUACAAAAUAAAUAAAUGACAACCCCUCAAAACCAAAAACGAGAAAUUAUUUUUAAAGGACAGUUACAACAGAAAGUUGUUAGAAGAUGUGGAAUUCUGUUGAGAAGAAAGAAGACAAUUUACGAGGACGAAUUAUGGGUAGUUCUUUGUGUUCAUGAGGGAGGAAUAUGCGGAAUUCCACAUUUGGAAUGGUAUUCAGACCUUAAAAAUGUUUGUGAACAUAAUCCUAUAAAAGUACAAGACUUGUUAGAUUGCCAAUAUGUAAAUGUAUCGAUUGGAGAAGAAAAAACUUUUGUUAUUGGAUUUACUGACAAAAACCGGCCGAUAUUAGAAUUACAUUGCCCUACAAUAGAAGAGCGAAGACAAUGGGUCACUAAAAUAACAGAAACUUUGAGUCGUUUAAAUUGUCUUUUACCAUUAGAAGAUGAUAUUAAUAAUCAACAAUUAAAUGGGGGAGGUAAUGUGCCUCGGAAAGAGAAUUUAUAUAUUGCAAUGAAUGAAAUGGAAGAAGAAAAUAAACAACCAAAAAAUGAAAAUAUAUUUAAUAGAAUUAUUACAAAUAAUUCUUCUAAUCGAGUUCCUUUGCAAAUAGCUUCAACAUCAAAUUUUCACAAAUAUUCAUUAAAUACACCAAUUUCUUUUAAUUCUUCACCUCCAUCAAAUAAUUUAUUUAUUUCACCCCCACAAUGGCAAAGUGCAAGUCUUCGACGUAAUUUACCUGCAAAUCAAAGAAAUAAUUUUUUUAACUCCUUACAACGACAACAAUCACAUCCUGUUAACAAUUCUUUUGUUAAACACAAUUUAAUCAAUCCUCAACUUGACAUUAGAGAGGAACAGACAAUUGAUAAUGAAGUUGAUGAUAACCGUUCCCCUCCUCCAUUGCCCCCACGUCAACAUACAUUAAAAGGAGAUUUGUCAGAACAACAGUCAACUUCCGUUAAUAAUAAUUCUCAACAAACGACAUAUAAUCCCCCAAUAUUGCCAAGUUCACCAAUUCCUUGUUCUCCACCAAAAACGCCAACGAACCUUGCUUCAUCUUCUGAAGAAACAACCCCUUUUAAUCGUUCACAAUAUUCUCAAUUAAGUCCUACCCAUCAAUAUCAACAAUUGUCACGUUUAUCGGGAGAUUUUGUAAUUCAAAAAACAAUUACAAAUUCAACGUCUAAAAAACAACCAAAUGGAGGUAAUAUUUACAAUCAACGUUUAUCCCAUACUUCUUCCUCAACAAUAACAACAACUUCAAAUUCUGUUCGGAGCAGUAUUGAAGAAGAAAAUAAUAAUAAAAAAUUGUUUUCUAAAAAUAUUCAUCAAUAUGAUGUUUUAGUUUCAAAUAAAAGAAAGGAAUUGUAUCAAACAAUUUCUUUUUCUGAAAAUAUUUUUCAACAAAAUUUGACACAAACUAAACGUGUACAUCUUUCUUUGGGUAUUUUAGCUGAUAAUGUUAUUUUUGUUGAUUGGAAAGGAAAAGUUUUAAUGGCUGGAUGGAAACCUAUAGCAGACAAAUCUUUACAAAAUAUUUUACAUUUUGGAGAUGAAUUAUGCCAAGUUGCUGGUAUUACAAUUUAUAGUGUUAAACAAUUACCAGAAAUAUAUACAAAUUCUACACCUGGAAUUCCUAUUGAAUUGGUUAUUAAACCUAAUUUUAAUGCACAAAUUUACACGUUAAAGAAGGAAAGUGAAAAUGGGAAGGAUUUGGGCAUUGUAUUACAUAAAAAGAAAAAUAAGAUUUCUUCAAUAAUAAAAGGUUCACCAGCUUAUUUAGCUUCUAUACCAGAUUCUCUCCCUUCUUAUUUUUAUAUUCCCGAACCAACAAAUAGUCAAAAUACUAAACAAAUUGAAGAAAGAACAGUCCCAGCAAUAAUUACUGAAUUAAAUGGAAUUCCUUUAAGUUUAUAUUCUAAAAAUGAACAAUUUUUUAAAAGAAUAGAUUUAUUACAAAAAGGAACGGAAAUUAAUUUAACUUUACUUCCAACUGAUUUUUGUGAUUUAAUUUUAAGACAACUUAGAGCUCAAUGUAAAGAUUAUCAGAAAUUUAUGCAUGAUUCUUAA
Meloidogyne enterolobii is the source of this 2159-nucleotide messenger RNA. NCBI's taxonomy places the organism in Eukaryota, Metazoa, Nematoda, Chromadorea, Rhabditida, Meloidogynidae. The record is from the annotation of a GenBank genome assembly.